This is a messenger RNA of Erpetoichthys calabaricus (reedfish), 4445 nucleotides long. RefSeq names its product gastrula zinc finger protein XlCGF52.1-like. Bases 152 to 1447 code for a protein of 431 amino acids. Gene Ontology annotation, molecular function: DNA-binding transcription factor activity, RNA polymerase II-specific; RNA polymerase II cis-regulatory region sequence-specific DNA binding. The record is from RefSeq and is a predicted model, not a curated record. Gene Ontology annotation, cellular component: transcription regulator complex; PcG protein complex. The transcript is spliced from 3 exons. Gene Ontology annotation, biological process: regulation of transcription by RNA polymerase II. NCBI's taxonomy places the organism in Eukaryota, Metazoa, Chordata, Cladistia, Polypteriformes, Polypteridae.
AUCAAGCCACACUGCUGUCGGGCACUGGAGUGGACAGUCAGGACAAUAGAGGAGAAGCUGCUGUCGAGUGAAGGAGAAAGAGCUUAGAAAGAACAAGCGAGAGACUGACAGAAGAAUGUAAGGAAAAGUCAACAUUUACUGUAACGCCUAGAUGGAUGUGAAAGAGGAGACCUGUGAGGCUGCUGUGAAUAUCAUGGAGAAAAUGAUCAUAAAUGUUAAGGAGGAGGACUGUGAGUGGGAGCCUGUCCACCCUAAACAGGAGAGACUGGACAUUAAAGAGGAGGACUGUGAACUGGGGUCAAUGGGCAUUAAAGAAGAGGCUGAAGAGAUGUCUGUCUGGAUUGAGACGUACAAACGUAAAAGUAGAGACGGUGUCAAGGAAGAAGACCUUCAUGAUGGGUGUGAAGAAGGAGUGGUGGCCGAGUUAGUCUCUUCUCAAAGCAGAGUCUGUUCAUUUCCAGAGUCUUCUGUUGACAUGAAGUCUGAAUCAUUGCAGUUGGACUCAAAGAGAACUGAGGAAACUUCAUUUGUUAGACCGUGGGAAAAUCAGCCACCACCUACAAAGAAGUCUUCAGAAAGAGGCAGAUGUCACUGCUGUUCUGAAUGUGGAAAACGAUUCUCUCGCUGGAGUCAUCUUCAGAGGCACACUAGAAUUCACACAGGAGAAAAACCGUUUUACUGUAUUGAAUGUGGCAAAGGAUUUGCUCAGAAGAGUUCUCUGCAGAGCCACAAAGCAAUUCACACUGGAGAGAAGCUGUAUUGCUGUUUGGAAUGUGACAAACAAUUCAGUCAUGCUAGCAGUCUUCAGAACCACAAAACAAUGCACACUGGAGAAAAGCCUUAUUGCUGUUUGGAAUGUGGCAAAGAGUUUGCGCAAAAGGGCAUACUUGAGCAACACAAAAGAAUUCACACUCUAAAUAAGCCAUUUUGUUGUUCUGAAUGUGGAAAGCUAUUCUCUCGCAGAAGUACUCUUCAGUACCACAAAAGAAUUCAUACCGGAGAGAAGCCUUAUUGGUGUUUGGAAUGUGGCAAACAAUUCUCUCGCAGCAGUAGUCUUCAGAGCCACAAAAGAAUUCACACUGGGGAGAAGCCAUACUGCUGUAAUGAAUGUGGCAAACCCUUCUGUGACAGGCGUAGUCUUCACAGACACAAAAGAACUCACACCGGAGAAAAGCCUUAUUGCUGUUUGGAAUGUGGCAAACGAUUCACUCAAAGCACUAGCCUUCAGUGCCACAAAACAAUUCACACCGGAAAAAAGCCUUAUUGCUGUAAUGAAUGUGGCAAACAAUUUUUUUUCCAGACUAACCUUCAUAACCACAAAAAAAUUCAUACAGGAGUGAAGUCAUUUUGCUGUUCUGAAUGUGGCAUGCGAUAUGUGCAUAUGAAAAGUCUUAAGAGACACAUCAGAGUUCACAAAGGAGAGAAGGUGGAAGCCCCAAAGGUGUAAAUUGGUAACUCAGAAUGCUGAAGAACACAAUGAAGAGACUACAGACUACUGCAAGACAUGAGCUGGUCUAAGGAGAUGAUGAAAACAGAAACAGAUAUAUGCUUUUCACAGCAACAGAUAACCAAUAGAAUUUACAAAUAACAAGAGAAGGGUAAACAAAAGAAGGUCAUAUGUCAGACAAAAGACCAACUAUUGUUAAAUCUAUACCAAUAAAAGGCAAAGCCCUCACUGACUCACUCAUCACAAACUCUCCAACUUCCUGUGUAGGUAGAAGGCUGAAAUUUGGCAGGCUCAUUCCUUACAGCUUACUUACAAAAGUUAAGCAGGUUUCAUUUUGAAAUCCUACGCGUAACGGCCAUAAACCGAUGUAUGUACUUAUUUCGGUGGUAUGACACCACUGUUGGCUGCCAUAUUGAACUUUCCAAUGGUCUUUGUUACUUAUGGGCCCAUCUUCAAGAAAUUUGGUACGCGGGUUCCUAACGCUAACUGAAUCCUACUUACGUAUAUAUAUAUACGUCCAUAGCCUGCAGCUCAGUCACCGUGUGAGGCAGCGUUGCGUCCCCCAUCCCCACGCCUCCCACGUAGUUGGCUGCCUGCCUAUAUAAGGCUAUCCGUCACUUCAGUCUCUUCAUUCCCUUCCUUGGCCACGUUGUUCACGUCUCCCUGCUGAUAACUGCAGCCUUUUUAUUUAAUCCAUGGCUUCUUUGCUGUUUUAUUGUUCAUUUAUUACGAUUAUAGUUAUUGUGUAGGUAUUUUAGACUUAGUUUACAUUGUUCAGGUACCCAUUUCCUGUAUCGUUCCAACCAUACCCCCAAUAAACAUGUCUAUCGAGGUGAUCACCAUCGAUCAAAGAACUGUCACUUACCGAGUGGUUUCCAUGCCCGGAGAUGGCACCUGCCUUUUCCAUUCUCUAUGUUACAUAUUGCACGGCCAUAUCAGGCUCACUCUUGAUAUCCGGAGGAACAUUGUGUCUUAUGUAUUGAAUGACUGAGACAUGGUCAAGGUGUGGACUGAUGACGGUACAGGAGAUAAUUAUACUACACAGGAGUACUAUAAGAGUGAAAUGCUUAAGCCCUUCACCUAUGGUUCUGCAUGUGAGUUGAUGGCUGCCGCUGAAUUGUUCGAUUGUCGCUUUCAAGUGUACCGAAAAGGCCAAAUAUUUUACACCUUUGGACAACCACCAAUGCCUCUUACAAAGCCUUCUUCAAAAUGUUUACCCCAAUCCACGAAAUCUCCACAAAAAUGACAUGUCAUUGUUGAGGGAGAGAGAUAUCCUGACACCAAGAAAUGACUUGGCUACGACUAUAAACCACAUUUUACUUCAAAAACUACCUUCACAACCGAAAACAUAUCAGUCUGUGGAUUCAGUUGUAAAAGUGGAAGACGCGGUGCACGAUCCAGUAGAGUUUCUCCACACUCUGAAUCCUCCAGGCACUCCUGAGCAUAAUCUAAUUUUGAAGGUUGGGGCACCAAUAAUGUUACUGAGAAACUUACAGCCACCGAAACUUUGCAAUGGCAUGAGACUUCAGGUCACGUGUCUGCAAAAGAACCUAAUUGAGGCAACUAUUUCUCCUGGCAGUGGCUCAGGGGAAUUUUAAUUCCUCGGAUCCCCGUUAUACCCUCUGAUCUCCCAUUUCAAUGCAAACACCUCCAAUUUCCAGUAAGGCUCUGCUUUGCAAUGAAAAUUAAUAAGUCUCAUGGAGUGCUGCAAGAAGGGCCAACACCUGACUGUGGCAUGGACUAACUGUACAGUCUGUGAUCUUCGAAAUGCUCAAAUGUUUGGAAAUGUAUAAAAUCCACUCAAUCAACCUUCACCAAUGGCAAACCACCCUUCAGCUUUGUGAAAUGAUCAGACUCGACACACUUAACAAAAGGUUUGGGGCAGCCAUCCGUAUAAUAUCCCAGGCUGCAAUGCAUUUGAAAGUAAACACAGAUGUGCAUUUGAUGGAGGCCAAACAAGAACUGAGGAAUUGUUGUUAAGAUGGCGGCUUUACAUGCUAAGACCAGAAGUGAUGUGACAGAACAGGAAGUGACAUUCUUCUGGGCGCCAGAACAGGAAGUGAGGUUCUUCUACAUGCCGGAACAGAAAGUGACAUUCUUCUGGGUGCCGAAACCGGAAGGGAUGUCUUUAGGGAUGAGUCAGACAGGUUUUCUCAUUUUUGGUCUGCAGAGACAACAGAAGAAGGUUUAGGGCACCCCGCCACCCCCUGGCAUGGCAUGGAAUUUCCCUCACUUGGUCCAUACAGCUUCCUGCUACUCGCACAUGUGUGACAGCUGAUUCACAAUCCCUAACGUCAAAAAGAGAAGAACAAUAUCCCAGUUAGACUCGUUAUCACCACUCUGGUAGUGUAGUGAAUCAAAUCCUCUGAGCUUCUUCCUCAGUAACCUUGGUCACGGGUUCAAGAUCAGCAUCCAAAAUCGGCUGAAAUCUCACUUAAUCACUCACGUGUUCUUUAUGGAUGACUUAACAGUCUACAGCUCCAGCGCAUAGAUGGACAGCUGUGCUUGCUGAAAGAAUUUUUGAAGGGCGUCAGAUUGACGUUUGAGCUUAUCAGAUGUGUAAAAGCAACUUUCCAUAACUGAAAAUAUCAACCUUGGUUAAAAUUGUGCAAACAGAGGACUGGACCAAAGAAAAACUUGUAAGUACUAGGGAAUAAGGAGCAGAUCUAAACUAUAAGGCACUGUGACAAACUGUGGGCAAAGAGUCCAUGUGGAGAGCCGAUACAGGGAGAAAUAUGGCACCCUUCUUUCCCCAGCCUUAUGUAGAUCAGGAGCUUGACGCUUUGUGCGUGUCAUUUGUUGAUCUUGUAUUUUUGUGGAGACAUGUAAGUACUCUUUGUACUGAGAACACAUAAUAAACUUGAUUUAAAACUUGUACACUGUAUUGUUGUGGAGUGAAUGUGAUUCACUUGAGUUGAUCUGGGUUUGGCCCGCUCUCGCCCACCCUAAGGUUUGCACCUCCACCCUAACACUCUGAGCAGGACCUUUACAGCCUAUC